GGGGAUCGGUGCAGCGACAACAACAAAAAGUCGGAAGGCUUCAUAAUACCGGGAGGCUGACUCACCACCAAGGACAUGACUGAACCAACACACCCCCGGAACAGCCAUGACUCCCCAACCCACAGACCAAAUGGAGUCGCAUGUCCUAUAUCUUAACUUAUUCCCACAUCCGCGGUAUAGACUACCGGCGUCGGCCUCGGAUGUCGAAUAACAAGACUCCGCCUCUUUCAUCGAUCGCUCCGACCCGAGUCUACCACGGCCCGGCACCCUGCGCCCGGCCGGUCGAUCGCAGUGUAACCACCAAGCACGUCCACCUCCAACGUCAACCGGCCGGGCAGACACCGCGGCUGCCACAAGCGCUGCAGUCGCCUCCUCCACUCCGCGGUCCAAGUCCUCCAGCUGCCGGUCCGAAAACCCCCCUCCAAGCCGGUCCAGCGCAUCAAAUCCGAACCAUCUCCCUCCGUCGCUGCAUUUGCAGCCGAACCCAGGAAGCAGAUGUCACACAACAAGGGCGUGCACUCUCCCUGUACGACCGCUCAAACUCUAUUUCGGCAACACAAGAUCGUUCGUCGCGGGGAAAUUGCGUGGGUGUAUGCGCGGGUGAUGGACGCCUAGUCUGCCCUCGUUCAAUGAUGUUGCAGUUGGGGUGUCGAACGAGGUAUGUGAGGUUUGAAUGGGUAGCACGGCGCUGUGGGGGAGGACGGCUAGGCUAUGUCAAUGUUGCAACUAGGCCGGGCGUUGAAAGUUUGAAGAGGUGGCACUGCGCCAUAGGAGAGAGCUUGGUCGAUGUCAAUGUUGCAACCGGGGCGUUGAAGAUCGAAGACUGGAUGCCCAGGGCGUGGAGAUCGUGGAGUCCGCCUCUUGAACGUUGUAUAAAGCCGGGCUUUCAGUCCUCCUCCCACUAGUCGUCUGCAAACAGUCCUGACGAACCAACUACCUACCUCUACGGCCAGCACAUCCACGCGUCACGACGCUCCCAGAGACAAACCGACUACUUCAACGCAACA
This is a messenger RNA of Trematosphaeria pertusa, 1007 nucleotides long. RefSeq lists its product as uncharacterized. The record is from RefSeq and is a predicted model, not a curated record. Bases 141 to 905 code for a protein of 254 amino acids. The transcript is spliced from 2 exons. NCBI's taxonomy places the organism in Eukaryota, Fungi, Ascomycota, Dothideomycetes, Pleosporales, Trematosphaeriaceae.